AUGACAGAAGCAUCAAGGGAUCCUGAAGUGGCUGAUUCAGAAAACACUGACAACGGUAGAACAACGUUAAAUCUAACUUGUUCAACAUCCAACAAGAAACCUCUUCCUGAUCGUGGAACAUGGAGCACCAAACUGGAUUUUAUCCUCAGUGUGGUCGGGCUGGCAAUCGGUCUUGGUAAUGUCUGGCGAUUUCCAUACCUAUGCUAUAAAAACGGCGGUGGUGCCUUCUUAAUACCUUACUUCUUGACACUGUUUCUGGCCGGAAUACCCAUGUUUUUCAUGGAAUUGGCUCUCGGGCAAAUGCUCACAGUAGGCGGUCUCGGAGUUUUCAAAAUAGCGCCGCUUUUCAAGGGCAUCGGUUACGCCGCCGCUGUCAUGUCCUGUUGGAUGAAUGUCUAUUACAUCGUUAUCCUAGCCUGGGCGAUCUUUUAUUUUUUCAUGUCAAUGCGCAGUGAAUUGCCUUGGGGAAGCUGUAACAAUGACUGGAACACCAAGAAUUGCGUAAAUCCUUACGACAGAAGUUCGUUGCAUUGCUGGAGUCAGAUCUCGGCGAGGAACGGUAGCGUCGUCAAGAUGUGCACACUCAAUCAUAUUAAUGUGACAGUAACGGAGCUUACGGAUCCUGUGAAGGAGUUUUGGGAACGGCGUGCGUUGCAAAUCAGUGAUGGUAUUGAAUCCAUGGGCAAUAUUCGAUGGGAAUUGGCGGGUACGUUGUUACUAGUGUGGAUAAUUUGUUAUUUUUGCAUCUGGAAGGGUGUCAAAUGGACUGGCAAAGUUGUCUAUUUCACGUCUCUCUUUCCAUACGUGUUACUCACUGUUCUUCUAAUCCGUGGUAUUACACUACCCGGCGCUAUGGAAGGCAUUCGAUUUUAUAUUAGUCCAAACUUGUCUAAACUACGAGAAUCCGAGGUAUGGAUUGACGCAGUGACACAAAUCUUUUUUUCGUACGGUCUCGGACUCGGCACUCUGGUGGCUCUUGGUAGUUACAACAAAUUCACCAACAACGUUUACAAGGAUGCUCUGAUUGUUUGUUCGGUUAACUCGUCCACUAGCAUGUUCGCGGGUUUUGUGAUAUUUUCGGUGGUUGGUUUUAUGGCGCACGAACAGCAGAAACCGGUCGCCGAAGUAGCCGCUUCUGGACCAGGAUUAGCCUUUUUGGCUUAUCCAUCCGCUGUUCUUCAACUUCCGGGCGCUCCGCUUUGGUCAUGUCUAUUUUUCUUCAUGCUGUUGCUUAUUGGACUUGACUCCCAGUUUUGUACAAUGGAAGGCUUCGUUACAGCUAUGGUGGAUGAGUGGCCGCAGCUGUUACGACGUCGCAAAGAGUUGUUUAUAGCCAUCGUGUGCGCUCUGUCUUAUCUCAUCGGAUUGUCAUGUAUUUCUCAAGGUGGCAUGUACGUUUUCCAAAUCCUUGAUUCGUACGCUGUCUCCGGCUUCUGCUUACUCUUUCUUAUAUUUUUCGAGUGUAUAUCAAUCAGUUGGGCGUUUGGCGUAAAUCGAUUUUAUGACGCCCUUCGCGACAUGAUCGGAUAUUAUCCUCUUAUGUGGUGGAAAUUUUGCUGGACAGUGACUACGCCGAUGAUUUGCGUUGGCGUAUUUGUCUUCAAUCUGGUUCAGUGGACACCUAUAAAGUAUCUGGAUUAUGAGUACCCAUGGUGGUCGCAUGUGUUAGGCUGGUUUACAGCGCUAUCUUCUAUGCUAUGCAUACCUGGAUACAUGGUUUAUGCCUGGAUGACUACAACAGGCGAUAAUAGGACAAAAUACAAAUUGUUAAUUAAAAUAGAGGAUGACGUCGCGGCUCUACGAACAAAAAUGGGUCAACCACCAGUCGAGCUAACGUCCCUCUAAUUUCGCUUCGAUAGGCAAUGCACAAGCUCGCCUAAAUAAAUAAUACAAUUGUUAUUAUUUUGUAAUUAAUUGGUCAAUUGCAAGGCAUUAAUAAGGAUUGAAAGAUAUUGUGCUAACGAUUACUGUAAAAGAACACGCACGACUGCGACAAGUCGUCGAUGUAUGGUGUUCUUCAUUCAAAACACGAUUUGACGCGAAGCGGAGAGCCAGCAAUUAAAUAAAUGCCGGAAAUCAACACACCCGACACUGCCCUCGGUUCCCCUCUUUACACCCAGUCGACAAAAAACUUCGCUGGCUUUGUACAUAAAUUAUUUAUUUGUCAUCGUGUAACUAUCAUAACUGCCACAGAAUAGGUGACGCAGAAGAUCGCGAACAUCCACGACAUUCUGGCUGAAUGGUCGAAUUCAUCAUUUAGGAUUAAACGCAAUAUAUCGGAAUGAAUAUCCGAUUGUAUCAUCAUUGCACUGAAGCUAUUUAAAACUUAAUUUAUUGGAUUAAUUUAUAUUCUAAAAUAAUAUCCUGUUUGUGCACAGGAUACCAAGUAUUUUCAUCACUUUGAAGAUAGUUUUAAGGACCUAAGUUACACGUGAUUUCUUUAUAGAUAGUUGCCGAAUAUAUUGCCAGACUAUCGUCGUGCUCAUAACAUUCGCAGUGAGUGACAGUUAAGUUAAUUGUUUAGUUAGUGCUAAAUGGUAUCGGUGCAACUUGCAGCUCUCACAUGGUAGCAAUACCCGAUAUCAUUCAUAAAACUUAUAUCGUAACAAUAGCCGUAUGCAAUAGCCGUUCGCAUUUAUUUUUGCGUCUAUACUUUCGCAUCAAUUUAACGCCGUAAUUGGCGAACAAAGUGUGGCUACGUCUUUCUUUUCAAAGAUUGUAAUAAAUUUCAUAUUAUUAUUUUAUUAUUAAUAUUAUUAAUUUGCGAUUAAUUAACGUAAUGCGGAGCGUUUUUUCCAUGUAACACUAUAAUCAUGAAUUAUUGUAAGUGACAAAUAC
Cyphomyrmex costatus is the source of this 2838-nucleotide messenger RNA. RefSeq names its product GABA neurotransmitter transporter-1A (gene Gat-a). Gene Ontology annotation, biological process: sodium ion transmembrane transport; amino acid transport; nitrogen compound transport. The record is from RefSeq and is a predicted model, not a curated record. Lineage: Eukaryota; Metazoa; Arthropoda; Insecta; Hymenoptera; Formicidae. The transcript is spliced from 9 exons. Gene Ontology annotation, cellular component: plasma membrane; neuron projection. Bases 1 to 1845 code for a protein of 614 amino acids. Gene Ontology annotation, molecular function: gamma-aminobutyric acid:sodium:chloride symporter activity.